Messenger RNA from Vanessa atalanta (red admiral), 2792 nucleotides. It is a transcript of the gene Cul1, whose product is annotated as cullin-1. The record is from RefSeq and is a predicted model, not a curated record. Gene Ontology annotation, biological process: protein ubiquitination; SCF-dependent proteasomal ubiquitin-dependent protein catabolic process. Gene Ontology annotation, cellular component: SCF ubiquitin ligase complex. NCBI's taxonomy places the organism in Eukaryota, Metazoa, Arthropoda, Insecta, Lepidoptera, Nymphalidae. The coding region runs from base 389 to 2752 and encodes 787 amino acids. The transcript has 21 exons. Gene Ontology annotation, molecular function: ubiquitin protein ligase binding.
GCAUGCUCGUGCUCUUUCUUAUAUUUCUUUUCAUUUGAUGUGAUUUGACUGCGUGAAAUAGUUUUUAGAAACAGGGCCUAUAUAAACUAGAUUUCACAGCAAUGACAUGUACUAAUCUACAAAAACUUACAUAAAAGUAAAUGAAGUGAGUUAUAACAGUUAUUAAUUCGUGAAGUGCUAGAUUUCAAACUAAAAUGUGGUCGAUGACAGUGUAAAACGGGUGAUCACUACGAAAGAACCAUUGUGCCGAAAAAUAAAUCCUGACGCAAAAAAAUUAUGUUAUUGUAAAUAACAUUAUCUGUGAUCUCGAAGUGACAUAGUAUUUUUAUUAUUUUUUUUAUUGUAUGAAUCGUGUUCAGCUUUAGUGCAAUUCAUAUAUGACGAUAAGAUGAGUUCGAUGAGUUCAAACAACGUAAGACCGCAGCUUCCCUUGCGACAGAUUGACCUGGAUCAGAUAUGGGGCGAUUUACGGGAAGGUAUCGAACAAGUGUACACGAGACAGCUCAUGGUAAAGCAGAGAUACAUGGACUUAUAUACACACGUAUAUAACUAUUGUACAUCAGUUCACCAGCAGGGGUCAAGUUCGAGCGGCUCCAGUAGGACGAGUGUCACCAAUAAUGGUGGCAGGAACAGCUCAUAUAAAAAUAAGAUUCAACAAGUGCCUGGCGGCGCUCAACUGGUCGGUCUUGAAUUAUACAAGAGGCUACGUGAUUUCCUUAUAUUCUAUCUUAUUAAUUUACUCGAGCACGGCGUAGACCUGAUGGGCGAGGACGUCCUGGGCUUCUACACGACACAGUGGGAGGAGUACCAGUUCUCGAGCCGAGUGCUCAACGGGGUUUGCUCCUACCUCAACAGGCAUUGGGUCAAGCGUGAAUGCGAAGAGGGAAGGAAGGGUAUUUAUGAGAUCUACCAGCUCGCGCUGGUGACCUGGCGUGAUCAUUUGUUCCAAAGUUUGAACAAACAAGUGACCAAUGCUGUACUGAAACUCAUCGAGAGGGAGCGCAAUGGAGAAACCAUUAACACUAGACUAGUGUCUGGGGUGAUCAACUGCUACGUAGCUCUGGGUCUUAACGAGGAGGAGCCCUCGGCCCGUGGGCAGAACCUGGCCGUGUAUAAAGAUACAUUCGAAGCUGUAUUCCUCGAAGACACGGAGAGAUUCUACACGAGGGAAAGCACCGAUUUCCUGAGAAAUAAUCCCGUCACUGAAUACAUGAUUAAGGCGGAGCAGCGUCUGCAGGAGGAACAGCGUCGCGUGCAGGUUUACUUGCACGAGACCACAAUGGAGCGACUUGCCAAGACUUGUGACCGAGUGCUCAUCGAGAAACACCUCGAGAUAUUCCACGCAGAAUUCCAGAAACUCCUGGACGCGGACAAGAACGCCGACCUGGGCCGCAUGUACAGCCUCGUGGCGCGCAUCCCCGACGGGCUGGUGGAGCUGCGGCGCCUGCUGGAGCAGCACAUCCACGCGCAGGGCCUCGCCGCCAUCGACAAGUGCGGCGACUGCGCGCACUCCGACCCUAAAGUGUAUGUGUCUACGAUCUUAGAAGUCCACAAGAAGUACAACGCGUUAGUUCUGGUUGCCUUCAACAAUGACUCUGGCUUCGUGGCUGCCUUGGACAAAGCCUGUGGAAGGUUCAUAAAUAGUAAUGCUGUAACGAAAGCGGCUAAUUCCUCAUCGAAGAGUCCAGAACUAUUGGCCAAAUACUGCGAUCUGCUUUUGAAGAAGUCGAGCAAGAACCCCGAAGAAGCAGAGCUCGAGGACACACUUAACCAAGUUAUGGUAGUAUUCAAGUACAUUGAGGAUAAAGAUGUCUUCCAGAAGUUCUACAGCAAGAUGCUAGCCAAACGACUCGUCCAACACAUGUCAGCCAGUGAUGAUGCUGAGGCCUCGAUGAUCUCAAAACUGAAGCAAGCGUGUGGAUUCGAAUACACGAGCAAGUUACAAAGGAUGUUCCAGGAUAUUGGUGUAUCAAAAGACUUAAACGAGAACUUCCGCAAGCACAUGGCCAACAGCUCCGAACAACCUCUUCAUAUCGACUUCAGCAUUCAAGUUCUAUCGUCUGGUUCCUGGCCUUUCCAGCAAUCGUCUAGCUUCCAGUUACCAACUGAGUUGGAGCGUUCGGUACACAGAUUCACAACGUUCUAUUCAUCUCAACACUCGGGCAGAAAACUGAAUUGGCUUUACAACAUGAGUAAGGGUGAACUCGUGACCAAUUGUUUUAAGAACAGAUACACAUUACAAGCGAGUACGUUCCAAAUGGCGGUGCUGCUGCAGUACAACGACAACACGUCCUGGAGUGUGCGCCAGCUGGAACAUCACACCGGGAUCAAGGGGGACUUCCUCAUACAGGUUCUACAAAUCCUGCUGAAGGCGAAGUUACUCGUCUGUCAAGACGACGAGUCCGAGCUUAUGGAGUCGUCGGUCGUCGAACUGUAUUUAGGAUAUAAAAACAAAAAACUCCGAGUGAACAUAAAUAUACCACUGAAAACAGAACUGAAAGUAGAACAGGAGGCGACGCACAAGCACAUCGAGGAGGACCGCAAGAUGCUCAUACAGGCUGCCAUAGUGAGGAUUAUGAAGACGAGGAAGACUCUAAAACAUCAACAUCUCGUCGUGGAGGUACUGAACCAGCUGUCUUCGCGAUUCAAACCGAGAGUGCCGGUCAUAAAGAAAUGUAUCGAUAUUUUGAUAGAAAAGGAAUACUUAGAGCGCACCGAGGGGGAGAAGGACACAUACAGUUAUUUAGCGUGAUCGCCUAACCGCAUAAUAAAUAAACUAUAACUAUUAUCUA